AUGCCGAAAGCACAUAAGUAUCCGUAUAUUUUAUAUUUGGCAAUAAAUAAUAAGCGUUGGAACGAACAGCAGCAGCUUGAACUGCUUUGUGUGAACGAUAAAUUGGAAUAUAAAUAUAAGCAGUGUAGUACACUCACAAACCUUCGAUAUUUAAAUAACCACACUAGUAUUCGCUUUAUUUCUCCAGUGGAACCCAUUACAAGAUGUCACUUUGCCGACGAGAAAUGCAUGAUCGAGCAGGCCCACAAGUUGUUUGAAAAAGCUGCCACAGGUGUGCCCGAAAAUGAUAUACCAGCUUUGGAGCCGUUGAAGUUGGAUAAGAUUGAAAUGUUGGGUGAUAAAAAUAGUGCUUUAAAAAUUGACUUGAUAAUGAACGAUGUGGAGAUACAUAAUUAUACGAAGGCGCGCGUUACAUCGAUCAAAGGCUUCAGCAAAGAUCUCAGCAAACCAAUGAAACUUGUCUCGCAAAAUAUCAAUCCACGCAUCACCAUCAAGUCGAAAUAUAAGAUCAAUGGGAAUAUACUUGUGUUGCCAAUUAGAGGUGAAGGUGAACUCACGAUGGUGUUGGACAAUUUAAAAACCCGCUUUUCGACCACACUCAAAGUGGAGGAGCGUGAUGGCAACCAUUUUUUGUCUGGGGAUACUAUUAAACUUGAAACUCAAAUGGAUAACGUUCACAUCGAUAUGACAAAUCUCUUCAAUGGCGACAAAACGCUCUCUGAGAGCAUGCUCCAGGUAAUGAACUACAACUGGCGUUUACUCAGUGAUGAUCUAACGCCAAUUAUCAACGAGGCAUUAGGAAAUAAAGUGAAGGAAUUGCUGCUGAAAUUCUUCAAAGAUAUACCGUAUGAAGAUUAUUUUUUAGCAGAUUAAGUGAGAGAGUUCGAAUAAAAAAAGUUAGUCAUUUUUAAAUUUAAUUGUUGUUGUAGUUAAAGCAUAACAGUGUUGAGAAGUUUGAGCAUAUUCACCACAAGUGAAGGAAAUAACUAUGUAGUCAAUCAGGAGAUAGUUUGACACAAAUGUUGUAUCGAUUGGAAAUUAAUUGCAAGACGAUAAGAGAAACAAUGCUUAAGUAAUUAUUUUAAUUAUUGCAAAAUAAUUAUUACUGUUUUUUUAUAACAAUUGGUAUGAACCAGCAACUAGAAACAUUUCCUUACAUCAAUUUUACUUAAGAUUUUAUCCGAUAAUUGAUUAUACAACAAUGAUUACCAAGUAGUGCAUAUUAAGCGUUGUUGAUUAGUAUGUAGUGUAAUUACUACUUGCAUUUGAUUAAAUUAAUCGUGAUCAGAUAAUUAUUUCUGACUGAUAUUAAAGUCACCUUUAAAGUAAUGAUUACUAUAGAUUGAUAACAAGUAAGUAAAUUUUAUUACUAGUUUUUGGUUUAUAAAUAUGAAUGCUGUAAACCUUUACAGGCUUGUUGAUUAAUUAUGAUUACAACUUAGUUCAGUAGGUAUAAUAUCUGAUUAGUUGUUAUCAUCAUUACAACUCCGGUUUUUGGAAUAAUUGGGAAAUAGACUUUUAAUAUAUUUUGUGACUAUUAAAUGUUUGAACAACUAUAAAGAGAAAA
Zeugodacus cucurbitae (melon fly) is the source of this 1567-nucleotide messenger RNA. Its product is annotated as circadian clock-controlled protein daywake-like. NCBI's taxonomy places the organism in Eukaryota, Metazoa, Arthropoda, Insecta, Diptera, Tephritidae. The record is from RefSeq and is a predicted model, not a curated record. The transcript has 4 exons. Bases 1 to 873 code for a protein of 290 amino acids.